This is a messenger RNA of Megalops cyprinoides (Indo-Pacific tarpon), 4265 nucleotides long. RefSeq names its product cytokine receptor family member B12 (gene crfb12). The record is from RefSeq and is a predicted model, not a curated record. Lineage: Eukaryota; Metazoa; Chordata; Actinopteri; Elopiformes; Megalopidae. Gene Ontology annotation, molecular function: protein binding. The transcript is spliced from 9 exons. Bases 249 to 2015 code for a protein of 588 amino acids.
CAUUAUGACACCAGCAUGUAAGUCGGAAACCCAUCAAAAAGUACGAAUAAAUUAUGUUGCCAUUUUGAUGUGUGCUAGCUGGGUAGCGUUUAUUAGGGAGUCUUGAAAUGGCUGUCGUGUAUUUUCCGUGUGUUGGCGUGAACCUCUGAAAUGAAUCUACGGUCUCCCCGACGGUCUUAUUGUUGUAGCAUACAGUCUCACCUGCAAGAUGCAACAGCUUGAUCUAUUACCGCUGAGAGUGCAGUCCUAUGGAUCUGACUUACAGGAAACACGGCUCCCACGGCAACACCUCAGCCCUAGUGAGUGAAGCACCAGGCAACAAAGCCAACCCCGCUCCUGUAUCUGCACUUAUUCCCACUGAUGCUUGUUUGAACCAUCAUGGGUGGACUGUCCAUUACGACACACCCUUGGCUGGGCUGAAGUUGGAUGGACAGCGGCCAACUGGGCGCCAAGACACAAUGACUGCUAUCUCUGCCACUGGCCUCAUCUACCUGCUCUGCUUGGCACUGAUGUCCGCAGGCCAGCUGUUGCCCCCACAGAAUCUGACUGUGGAUGUGCUAGACUUUAAGGGCGAGGCAAAGUGGGAUCCUGACCCAGGAAAUCCAUCACACACUACAUAUACUGUGGAGCUGCAGCCAAUUGGAGAGGCAUGGACAAAGAGCUGCACUGACAUAACAGCCACCAGGUGCCCUCUCAUCUUUAGCCUGACUGUGGAUGACCUGCUGAAGAGCUACUACGUCAGGGUCAAAGCCAUGUACAGAGGGGAGAGCUCCACCUGGACUAACCAUGACACAAUCCAGCCAUAUGGAGACACUCUAUUGAGUGCCCCCAUCAUGCACCUCUCCUAUCGUGAGCGGAACAUCUCCAUCCAUGUCGACAUGCCCCAGAGCGUGCUCACCGUGCGCCCUCAGCUGAAGUACUUCAUCCAAGUGUUUGAGGAGACCGACUGGUUAAAUGUUUCGGGAAAGUGCAUAAAAGGAGAGAUUGGAGAGUCCUCCCGAGUGUGCAUGAACCUGACCCCGGGUCAGAAUUACUGCGUGAAGGCCUCGGCUGUCCUUGCCCAGCAGCAGCGGAAACAGCACCUUUACUCAAGAGACUGCAUCUCCUUGCCCAACAAGGCCUCAGCAAUUGUCUGGCAUGCAGUUAUGGGAGCCCUCCUGCUGCUGGCUGUCAUAGUGACACUGAUUCUGACAGCCUUACACUACUACCUGAAGCCCAGGUCAUCUGAGCUGCACAUGCCCAAGUCACUGGAAAUGGUUAGAGGGGCGAGCGGGGCCGUGGCUACUAUUUUGUCCGAAGUCCCCAUCUUGACUGUUUACCUGUGGCACACCUCGGCUUCCCUGGAGAGCUGCCCAACACUGCCAGCGAAGCAACCCUUUGUCCCCUGUGAGUACGAGCUCAGGAGUUGCCACAUCAGUGAUGAGGAAAGCAAGGGUCACAGCAAUGUUCUGCCAGGGCCUGCGGAACAGGAAAGCCCGGGCAAUUGGCCUCUUCCACUGCCCUGUCCUUAUUUGGAAGCAUUGGACAAUGACGGGGAUGGAGUCGAGGACUGGGAUGAGGACGGGGACAAGCAGGGGUACAAGAGCUGCAGCUCAGAGGGCACAGGCUGUAAUGCAGAGGCAUUGCUGAGGGAACAGUGGGGGAACGGACGCUGGCAGCUGGAACAGGCCCCCAGCCUGGAUGUACCCAUGACUAGCCUCAGCCUUUGCAUAGACUCUGGAGAAGAGGCAAGCCGCGAGACGGGAGAAAUUGAUAGUGAUGGAGAGGGAGGGGCCGAUGUGGAUGAGGGGGCAGAGCUCCUGGGUUGCUCCUUCAGAGACUCCUUGGGAUAUCUGCCUGGUGCCCUGGAAAACUUUGAGGAUCCGUACGCCCAGAGGUCCGGCUCCACCUACAUCAAUGGGUAUGAGCCCCGUCCGGAACCUAGCUCCCAGGAUCCCUUCCACUCUGCCCCCAGGAUGACGCUCAGUCCUGCCUCACCCAUAUUUGAACAAUCUGUGCUGUAUUUAAAGAGGUGAUGACUUAUAUACAUCAGCUCAUAUGUGAAACUCUGCAUGGGGGAGCUGUCUGGGAUCGUGGUUAGAGAACAUCCCUCUCCGUUGUUUUAAAAGGAUUUAGAUGGAGAUAAGAACCAAAAACACUGUCUCCACCCCAAAGCUGGUGUGCCCCAUUUUCAUUUAAGGUGGUAAAGUCCUGGAUUUGUAGUCUCGUUUUAUGUUAUUGACACGGGUAAACAUGUUAGCUGCAGUGGCGGGUCCAACUGCAUUACUCACAUACCGAUCAUUGACUUCAACAUUAUUUAUUUGCUUUGCUGGUGUGAGUUACAUUUUGUACAUCUGGAUCAAUUCAUGCCUUCAAGAACAAUGUACCAUGCAGGAUUCAAACCUCACAAGUUCUGUUUCCUGAUCACUACUAAAAACGGUGCUGCUGCCACCAGAAAGUCCCAAACAAAGGCAUUAUGAAUCAGUUCAUUAGAAGAGUAAAGGCAUUUACAAAGGACUGUGGUUUGAUGAACCACUCUUACAAAAUGUUUUGCUUCCUCUUAAGGUUGGUUUCUUUGUCAUGCCUCAAGACAUUUUUUUAAAGACCUACUUUGAAUUGUUGUAGCUUGAUAUACUGAGGAAGCAGGAGGCAUUACUCUGUACAGACUGAACAUUAUAUUAAAUUUUUUUUAAUCUGUAUUGUUGAUUAAAUCCUUUUUAGUUACUGUUCAUGUACAGUAUUUAUAUAUUUAUAGUAUGUGUUGACAUUCCAUCUAAGUCAAACAAAACACUACACACAAACAAAAUAAUGUAUUCAUUUGGCUACCAGCUUUGACACACAACCAGCUUUGUAAGUACAAAAUAAUGGAUAUAUAUUACUGCCAUAAACAUUUAACUUAUUUUAAUAUUUACAAGCCAUGGCACACAUACACAUUUAUGACAUUGUACAAAAUAUUAUGAGGGGAGCCAAAAAAAUUCCAUCCCCUGAGCAUGAAGAGAAAAACUUCAGUUCAACCAUAUUGCACUGUGACUUAUACUUCACUUGAAAAACAAAUUUAAGCAAAUUACACUUUUAAUUACUUGCAGUUACAGCUUACAGUUUUUCCCCUGAAAUUCAGUGACUGCAAAAUUCAGAAUGUGUUGGUAACAGAGUUAAAGUAGCAGGGCCGGCUAAAGGCAUAGGCCAUAUAGGCAGUUUCCUAGACCGCCACCUUCUGGUGGGCGCUGGUCGCCCUCAAAGGAAAAAAAAAUUUGCCGGUGGGCGCCCUUCCUCAUUUUCUGCCUUGAGGUAACUGUAAGGUUUGAGAGACCCCAUACAGGGUCUCCUCCACUAUCCCACAAACACAGAGGUGCCGACAUCCUAGGUGCCAACACACUCACACAGACAGACAGACACAGACACACACACACACACACACAAAGGCUGCCAUAGAUUGUUACCUGGCUAGGCCUCUGGUUGAGGGCUGAGCGUCAGACCCCCUGCGGACCAGCAGGAAGCAGGUAACAGAGGUGAUUGUCAGAGUCAGAGAAGGUAUAUAAAGUGCCUCAAUGUAUCAACCGGGGUUCAAUUACUCCGCGGACUGUUUUUCUGUGACGCUUUGCCAAUCAUUGUAAAACUUUCUCGUUGCAACGCCAAUAAAACCAUACCGACCUACAAAACUACAUCGGACCUGCGCCUCUUCUAUUCUUGCAUAACAAAUGAACAAAUAAAGAAAGAAAGAAAGAAAUACACUUUGCACCCCUGUUCCUCACAAUUUUUCAUCUGCCCUGGCCUGCAUUUGUACUGUGCGCACUGAAAGUGGGGGAUGGGUUACCGUUUAAUGCGCAUCACAGACAGCCCAAGCCCGGUACAUAAGAAGUGCCAGAGAUUGCUAGAGUGACUGACUGACUGAUGGACAGAUGUCAAGAGGCAGAUAUCUAUUUUCACAUUUUAUUUCAUAAUGAAAAGGUCCAAGCCUUCAGGUGCGCAAAGAAUAAAACGGAGAAAAGAGGAGGACAAGAAAGCCCAAUAAAGAGGUAUGUCGUCUUCUGUUAACAUUAAAAUGUCGUUUUGUGUGUAGAUGUUUCAUUUGUAGUACCUAGCUAGCUAAGUAGCAAUAAAGCCAAUUCUAGAUAAUGAUGCUACAAUAGCUGCUAGCCUCAGAUACAGAUUGAAGGAUAUGAAUCUGAAUGGCAAGCCAGGAGCUAGCUAUCUGGAUAACUGCUCCUUCCUACAAAGUAAGGCACUGUACUGAAAUUUCGCUGACCAAUAUCAGUGAUAAUGGCUAACGCUAUAUUCACAAAAAC